Molecule: messenger RNA, 2418 nt
Organism: Crotalus tigris (Tiger rattlesnake)
Lineage: Eukaryota; Metazoa; Chordata; Lepidosauria; Squamata; Viperidae
Gene: VPS33B
Product: VPS33B late endosome and lysosome associated
Exons: 23
Coding region: 50-1885 (611 amino acids)
Biological process (GO): vesicle-mediated transport; intracellular protein transport
Cellular component (GO): lysosome; CORVET complex
Source: RefSeq, a predicted model, not a curated record
GAAGUGCCGGGACCGCGGACCGCCCACUUCCGGGAGGGGCGCCGGCACCAUGGCCUCCCGCGACCCGCCCGACCUGCCGGACGUCGGGCUGCUGAAGCGCCUGGCACGGGAUCAGCUGGUCUACCUGCUGGAGCAGCUGCCCGGCAAGAAGGACCUCUUCCUGGAGGCCGACCUGAUGAGCCCGCUGGACCGCAUCGCCAACGUCUCCAUCCUGAAGCAGCACGAUGUGGACAAGCUCUACAAGCUGGAGAAGAAGCCGGCGCGCAGCUCCAGCGACCAGUUGUGCUUCCUGCUCCGUCCGCGCCUCGCGAGCGUCAGGCUGGUGGCGGAGCUGGUCAACGCAGACAAAGCAGCUGGUCGUGUGCGCAAAUACAAGAUCAUCUUCAGCCCCCAGAAGUUCUACGCAUGUGAGCUGGUGUUGGAGGAGGAAGGGAUCUAUGGUGAUGUGACCUGGGAUGAGUGGUCCUUCUCCCUCCUCCCUCUGGAUAAUGAUAUCAUCAGCAUGGAGCUGCCAGAGUUCUUCCGGGAUUAUUUUCUGGAAGCGGACCAGCGGUGGAUCAGCACAGUGGCCCAGGCUUUGCAGCUGAUGAACUCUCUCUUUGGCCCAUUCACCAAGACCUAUGGAAUUGGGCGGUGUGCCAAGAUGGUCCAUGAGCUUUGGCGUGAACUAGCUGAAGAGAGCGAGGCUGACAACAUGGGCCGGAAACCAGAGAUUGGCCACAUCUUCCUCAUAGACAGAGAUGUGGAUUACGUCACAGCCCUUUGCUCUCAGGUGGUCUAUGAAGGCCUGGUGGAUGAUACCUUCCGCAUAAAAUGUGGAAGUGUGGAUUUUGGUCCAGAUGUUACCUCCUCUGACCAAAGCAUUAAAGUUCUGCUGAAUUCCCAGGACAAGGUGUUCAACGAAAUCCGCAAUGAGCACUUCUCCAACGUGUUUGGUCUCCUCAGUCAGAAAGCCCGGAACCUGCAAGCCCAGUAUGACCGACGGCGGGGGAUGGAUAUCAAGCAAAUGAAGAACUUUGUCUCCCAAGAACUGAAGGGCCUGAAACAAGAGCAUCGCUUGCUGAGUCUCCAUAUUGGGGCCUGUGAGUCCAUCAUGAAGAAGAAAACGAGACAAGAUUUCCAGGAAUUGUUGAAGACGGAACAUGCCCUUCUGGAAGGCUUUGAUGUCCGGGAGAGCAUCAGCUUCAUCGAAGAGCACAUUGACCGGCAGGUUACCCCGAUUGAGAGUCUGAGGAUGUUGUGCCUGCUGUCGAUCACGGAGAAUGGACUUUCUCCCAAGGACUACCGCUCCCUGAAAACCCAGUACCUGCAGAGUUACGGACCAGAGCAUCUGCUGACCUUCCACAACCUGAAGCACUUGGGGCUCUUGACGGAGCAAGUCUCUGGUGAGACUCUGACGGCUGUAGAGAACAAAGUCAGCAAGCUGGUGACAGAUAAAGCGGCAGAAAAGCUGUCAGAUGCCUUCAGUUCCCUGGCCAGGAAGAACAAUUUCCGAGCUAUAAGCAAGAAACUGGGCCUGAUCCCAUGUGGGGAUGGAGAAUACGACCUGAAAGUGCCCCGGGACAUGGCCUACGUGUUCAGUGGCGCCUACGUACCCCUCAGUUGCAAGAUAAUGGAGCAGGUGCUGGAGCGCAGGAGCUGGCUGGGCCUGGAAGAGGUGGCGAGGCUGGUUGGGGGCCAUGAGUUUGUCACAGUUGUAGAAGAACCUCGGCUUCCAGCCCCCCAGCAAGUCGUCCUGGCAGUCUUCUUAGGAGGCUGCACCUUGUCUGAAGUUGCUGCUCUCCGCUUCCUUGGCAAAGAAAGAGGGCUCCGGUUCAUCAUCUUGACGACGGCCAUCACCAACAGUGCUCGCCUGCUGGAAUCCACCAUGGAGAUGAGAAUGUAACUGCAUCCAGGGCAACCCAGAGGUGAAGGGAUGCUUUAAAAUACCUUGGUGUUCUGCCCAGCCAGGGAGAGGCCGUGUUCCCAUCAGUUGGAGAAUCACUGUUAUUUACCCUACCAGGGACAAGGAAAGUACAGAGCACCUUUCCCCUUCUGGUCUUCUGCUGGGAGCUGCUAUGAUCCCUCUGUUGGAGUUUUUUAUUAAUUGGAAGGUGCUUCUUUGGAAACAGGAACUUUCCUUGGGAGAGGAAGUGUCUAGCAAGCCAACAAAGUGUGCAGCAGUGAAAAGAAAUUAGAACGUCUUUCGUGAAAGGAAAAAAGCCCAGAAUUUCAGACAGCCGUUUUCUCCUCACCCAGGAAAAGUGGAUGAAGAAAACCUCUUUUUAGACUGAAAAAACCCGACACGGCCCAGUCCCCCCAUAUUUUCAGCCUUCAGCUAUCUUUUUCUUCUGCAACAAAUGGGUCCAUGUAUAACGUGCAUAAGCAUCUUGCCAGAAACCACAGGAAUAGAACAAAAUAAAAGAUUAAUUGAAGUAA